This is a messenger RNA of Eurytemora carolleeae, 1172 nucleotides long. RefSeq lists its product as uncharacterized. Bases 1 to 564 code for a protein of 187 amino acids. The transcript has 2 exons. Lineage: Eukaryota; Metazoa; Arthropoda; Copepoda; Calanoida; Temoridae. The record is from RefSeq and is a predicted model, not a curated record.
AUGUCAGAGCUAAAUAUAUAUGGAAAUCCUAUAUCCUCCCACACCUUAUAUCUUUUAAACAAAUUGAUUAUUACUGUACAGGUAGUAUUACAGAGACCUGACCGGCCAGGCCAGGACAAACCUGACCCUGGUAAACUUCACCUUCAAACUAUUCAUGUAAUACAGCUGGUAGCUCUCAUCAGUAUUCUUCUAGCUCUGGUUGUUUUGCUGGUUUCAAUACGUAAAGAAUUAACAAGACUCCAUGUUCAUCUUCGUAGAAUUGUCAACAACCUUCCUGCAACACUAUCAUUGAUCCAUUCACGGUCUACCCCGCCACAACCUCAAAGUAAUGAAAGUGCCGAUUUUGCCGCAUGGUUGGAACAAAACCAGUUUCCAAAAGAAAAUGGCCGCCAGAGCGUGGGUGCACCUGGCCCAGGACUCGCGGUCAAAAACCGUUUAGAAAGCCGUGACUGGUCUGCAAAUGGACCAAAACAUUAUAUGAGCAGAAGCAUGAGUAGUUGUAUACCACGCCUUAGUGAGAUAGAAGUGGUAGAGGAGACAUUUCUUCUCACUGAUAUGAAAUAAUAUCUUUAAAACCAUCCCUGUUAAAAUAUCGUCCCAUGGGUACUCUAAAAGUGACAGUGCAAGCCAUCUAUCUUUGUAUUUGACAAGAUUGCUUUUAUAAUAUCCAUUAUGCAUUUUAAGUAUACUUUCAUUUUAUAAUCAUGAUAAAAAUUUAAAAGAUUCGCAAAACUGGGACGUUUCAAAAGAAGAUGUUUAUAUUAGCAUGCAUAAACUAAACUAUACCACAGUUCUUAUGUUCAUCCUAAUAAAUAUGUACCCUCUUUUAUUUUCCUAACACAAGAGCUCUGUUUUAUAUUCCUAACACAGACUGAGCGUUUGUCCUGUUAUUUAGUGUAAUUGUAUAUUUUGAUUGCAACGUAAUAUAAUCAAAAACCUGAUCCAAGUUCCAUUGAGAAAAGUAUGGUUGGGGAGGGGGGGGGGAAAGUAUGAAGGUUUCUUCAAAUAUAUCAAUAAAUCUAUUAUCAGGGAAAAGGCCAGCAUAAAGUAACUUAUGACUUGCCACAAGCUCUAAAUUUCUUAUCUUCAUAUUCUGAAACCUGAUGAUUGUGUAAACCAGGCUUUGAAAUGUCAAAUUUUUAAUGUUUGCAUGCAGAAUUCAUAGUUUUAAC